GUAAGCUGGAAGCAUGAGCUGCCGGGAGACCCUUGCGUCCGAGUUUCAGUGGAAGAACUUUGGUUUCAAUGGAGUUUCGCGGGAAAAGUUCUACCUGUGGCAGUGGCGUGUACCUCCAAUAGUUAUAGUCAUCUACAAGAUUCUGUUGUCUGCCUAUCUGAUAUCUACGUUACUGUACAACUUUCGGACAUUCGAAUCGGACAUCCCAUGGCCAGCCUUCUUAACAAGCUGGACCUACACACUUCUAACGACGUACCAUGUCGUCCACACCGUCGUCGUGCUGCACCACACCAUGUCCAGCACGUGCCACACGUGCCUCAGUCAACCGACUCGUGAAGAACACCAACGGGAACUGACGGAGAACUUCAACCCGGCAGAGGGGACUCAGACAAUUCUUCCAAGCCAAGAACAGAACAACGAUCUACCGCGGCAUCUGAUUAUACUGUGGAUUCUGUAUGGCGUCAUUAACGCAGUGUGCCCGGGAGUUACAAUCAUGUGGUAUGCCACCGUUGCCACUACAGAGGAUUCGUUUCUUCCCCAAGAGUUGUUCGUGCAUGCUUUGAAUACAGUCGUCGUCCUUGUUGAUCAAAUGAUAUGUGCAAUUCCAGUGCGUCUAUUGCAUUUUACCUUUCCUAUAGCUUACGGGCUUGUGUACAGCCUCUUUAGUGGUCUAUAUUGGAUGGCGGAGCACAAGCAUGUGUUGUAUGGGAAGGUUUUGGACUGGAACCACCCUGCAAUACCGUUUGGAAUGGUUUUUGCCACAAGUUGCCUGGCUGCUGCCUAUCACGGCGUUUCUUAUGGUAUUUAUAGGGCCAGAUUGUCGCUUUACCACACACUGGAGAGAAGCAACUGAUAUUCUUUGUUAUCCGGUGCAACUAUGUCUUAAACCAAACAACACCUUAAAUGUUUUUGGAUCAAGGCGUAUGUGUUAAAUGUUAUCGAUGUUUGCUUAACCACGAACAUGUAUGUUGCAUGUCUAUGUACAAUGUUUAUAUUUACUACAAAUUACUAUGAUCAAAAUACAGAAGCAUGCUGAUUGAACAUUUGUACAUGUAACUCUACUUACAUCUCACGUGUACGCUAGCUUCCCAUUACAUGUAACUGUACUUACAUCUCACGUGUACGCUAGCUUCCCAUUACAUGUAACUGUACUUACAUCUCACGAGUACACUAGCUUCCCAUUACAUGUAACUCUACUGAAAUCUCACGAGUACGCUAGCUUCCCAUUACAUGUAACUCUACUGAAAUCUCACGAGUACGCUAGCUUCCCAUUACAUGUAACUCUACUGAAAUCUCACGAGUACGCUAGCUUCCCAUUACAUGUAAUUCCGAUGACUAGACACAUGCAUGUAAAUGAAAGUACUGCAAACUAUAAACUUUAUGGGUAUGCUGGAUCAUCUUGAUAUUUGUUACCGAAAAUCAGGAAUAAUAUGUUUCCAUAUAUUAACAUUCUUAAACUACAAAAGAAAAUAUGUUCACAAUUGUCGUAGAUUGUAUCCAAAUACCCAAUACUUAGUAACUUAUACUAACUUAUGGAUAUUUUUUCAAAUCAUAUGUUUUCAGUGUUUUAGCCUCAGUUGCGAAAGUCAAUAUUAAAAAAACCUAACUUCACUUAAAGCU
Messenger RNA from Haliotis rubra (blacklip abalone), 1620 nucleotides. Its product is annotated as protein rolling stone-like. The coding region runs from base 14 to 853 and encodes 279 amino acids. The record is from RefSeq and is a predicted model, not a curated record. The transcript is spliced from 2 exons. NCBI's taxonomy places the organism in Eukaryota, Metazoa, Mollusca, Gastropoda, Lepetellida, Haliotidae. Gene Ontology annotation, cellular component: membrane.